Messenger RNA from Sporisorium graminicola, 1818 nucleotides. RefSeq lists its product as uncharacterized. The record is from RefSeq and is a predicted model, not a curated record. Lineage: Eukaryota; Fungi; Basidiomycota; Ustilaginomycetes; Ustilaginales; Ustilaginaceae. The coding region runs from base 1 to 1818 and encodes 605 amino acids. Gene Ontology annotation, molecular function: hydrolase activity. The transcript has a single exon.
AUGAUGAAAACCAGCUCCGGCCACUUGAGUCACCUCGACACGCCCUCCUACUCGUUCUACACCCCCACACCGUUCCCGGCUCUCGAACAGCGGCUGUUCCCGCCACGCGAUCGGCAGACGCUGCAGCACACUUCAUCGGCACUACUCGUGUCGGUGGUGCGGAUGGGCUAUGUCUUGGCGGUGGUGGUGCCCGUGCAUACUGUGGCUGCGUUGGUGAGCCAUACGCUGGUGUCCAAGGACCGGUGGAUGGACCGCGGCUGGGGGCGGGGGAGAUUUCCGAAGCGCUUGCCGAGUUGGAGUGUGGGGCAGACGCUGGGGGUGCCGCUGGUGGGCAGCCUGUUCUGGGCGGUGGUGUAUGGGUCGCCGAGGGGGAUGGACUGGAGGGAGGAGAGCACGGUGCCUUGGGCGAGCAAGUGGCUGUUUGGGCGCGGGCACGAAGGGUGGUGUAUCGAAGCCGAGGGGGUCACGUUGCCCGCGCUUCCCACUGAGCGUGAGCGAACAGCGAAGACGAGCAACGGCGAGGCCAAGCACAACGGUGGCCACGAGCUGAGCAAGCAGCAUAGCAAGACAAACGACGGUGCCGACUUUAUCGAACAAGCAGCCAAAGCGACCUCGCUCUCAUCGUUCACCGACGACUCGCUCUCCAUCGCUCCCCCGCCCGCACCCUACUCUACCGACACAGAGGAUAUCCCACUCGACAUCCUCCGCGGCCACAUCGACGGCAAGCAGUUCAAUGUCCACCCCGUCCCCGUCGCCGCGUUCUGGCAGUGGAAGUCGGUCGCCUCAGCCGUCUCGCGCGGCAAAGUCAUCUCGGUCAAGCCGGGCAACGACCUCUCCGGGAUCGGCUCGGGACCUGCCAUGUCACCGCACGAACGCAUGGUGCUCUUCUUCGUCGGCGGCGGCUACCACUCGGGUCACGCUCCCCAGGGUCCGCUCUCAUGGACGGUAUGUCGACAAACAUCGCUGCGCGUGCUUGGGGUCAACUUCCGCAAAGCCACGUCGGACGCGCGUGCCUUCCCCGCUGCCCUGCAGGACGCACUGGCAGCAUGGGUCUAUGUGACAAAGCGGCUCGGGUUCCGGCCGGAGAACGUGAUCCUGAUGGGCGACUCGGCUGGCGGCGGGUUGGCGCUGAGUCUGCAGCUCUACCUCAGCGCGCUCAUGUGGAGCAAGAAAGGGCAGGCAUUGGGUCGUGCCAAGCGGCUGGUACUGCACAGUCCGAUGACGGAUCUAACGCUCGACACGCCCGGCUUUGUACGCAAUGAAUCGGUGGACAUCAUCUCGCCCUACAUGUGCUCGCUGGCUCGGGACAACUACCUGCGCCACGUGAUCCACAUUGACGGCCGCCACAACCCGCACCUGCCCGCCCAAGCCGGCGAGUCCCAGAUCGACGUCCUCGCCGCCCGCUACGCCAUCGACCCGUACUCUGCUCCCACCAGCUCUUCCAAGCUGGACGCCGAGCUCAGCCGGCUAGCUACGGAGCUGCCGCAGACCAUCGCCGAGCUGGGCGCGUUCCAUCCGCUGUUCUCGCAGGGGCUGGAUGCACGGCGCCACAGGUACCUCGCGCAGAGCCUGAUGCUCCUGCGCCCGCUGGAUGCGGAAAGCGACGAGACCGAGAUGCUCGUCACCACAGGCACCGCCGAGCUGUUCUACGACCAGAUCAAGCUCUUCGUGCGCAACAUGCACGAGCUGCCCACAGGCGUGAGAGUGCGACUGGUAGAGUGCAUCGACUGGCACCAUGUGUUUGCGUACAUGAACCUGCCGGGCAGUAGCAUCAAGGCUCAGGUCGACGAUAUCGCAAAGACGUUCAUGCUCGCGUAG